Spodoptera litura is the source of this 1979-nucleotide messenger RNA. RefSeq names its product cytochrome P450 CYP12A2-like. NCBI's taxonomy places the organism in Eukaryota, Metazoa, Arthropoda, Insecta, Lepidoptera, Noctuidae. The record is from RefSeq and is a predicted model, not a curated record. Gene Ontology annotation, molecular function: iron ion binding; monooxygenase activity; oxidoreductase activity, acting on paired donors, with incorporation or reduction of molecular oxygen.
AUUCGUGUAGUCGCUCUAGUGAAUGAAGAACUAAUUUAUCAUUCAAUUACAUUACAAACUAAAACAAAUUGCGCAUAUUCGAAAUAUUUCGAUCAAAAAUCUUCGAUUACGUAUUAUAGAAAUUGAUGCAAUUAAUAUUUUCGUUGUUCAACACGUACGUAAUACGUUUAUCAGAGUGUAAUCACUGUUGUGGGUGCCAUGUGAUAUCUUCGCCUUUAAAAGUAGAUAUAUUCAUUGGACGAUAACAUCGCUGAGGUAUACUGUGAACACCACUCAGUGACUAACUAUACAAACAUGCAGACGACUAAAGUGAAGCCGUUCGCGUUGCUCAAACUAGUAUCUAUCAACAAGAAAAUUACGAGGAGAGUAGCUGUAGCAAGUACUACAGUCAAUUCGGACACAAAUUUGAAAUCAUGGAAGGAAAUUCCUGGACCUCCAUCCUUGCCAAUUAUUGGCCAAUUACACAAUUUCUUUCCUGGAGGUCAACUACAUAACAUCGAAAUAGUGGACACUACUUUGAAAUUAUUCCAGUUGUAUGGUCCAAUUGUAAGACUUGAUGGACUAUUAGGAAAGGCACCCAUGAUAGUACUGUUUGACCCAGAAGCUUCUGCCCAUGUAUUACGAAGUGAAAACUGGCUGCCGAUUCGACCUGGAUUCGUAUCACUUGAAUAUUAUAGAAAAGUAUUCAAGAAGAAGUUUAAUAAGGAUCACAAUGUUCAGACUACUGGUCUUAUCACUGAUCACGGUGAAGUAUGGAAAGAGUUUAGGUCCACUGUCAAUCCAGUGAUGUUGCAACCGAAAACAAUCAAACAAUAUACCACAGUACUUGAUGAGGUGGCGCAAGAUAUGGUCGCAAGGAUGAAAGCCAAUCGCAAUGAAAAGAAUAUGAUUAAAAAUGAUUUUGAUAAAGAAAUGAACUUAUGGGCCUUAGAAUCUAUUGGUACGGUGGCUCUUGGCUCCCGACUGAACUGCUUCGAUCCGAACCUUCCUGCAGACUCUCCGGAGUGGCAACUGAUCCAAUGCGUCCACGAUCUGUUUGUUACUGCCAAUAAACUGGACUUCAAACCAAGUUUAUGGAGAUAUUUUGCUACACCGACAUACAAAAAUGCCAUGAAAUUGUAUGAGCAUCAUGAAAACCUAACAAAACACUUCUUGAAGAAAGGAAAGGAGCAACUAAAGAACAAUUCUGGUGGAGAGAAUGGUGUACUGGCAAAAUUAUUGGCGAUCAAUGAAGAAGUAGCUUACAUAAUGGCCAGUGACAUGUUAUUUGCUGGUGUAGACACGGCUGCAAAUACAGUAACCGCAACACUUUAUCUUCUGGCAACAAAUCCAGAAAAGCAAGAUAAGUUAAGAGAAGAAUUACGGUCGGGCUCUGAUCGUAGAUACCUGAGGGCAUGCGUCAAAGAAUCAUUACGAGUGAUGCCUGUAGUAUCAGGCAAUAUACGAAGAACCACCAAGGAAUACAGUUUGAUGGGUUACAAGAUACCUAAAGAUAUGGAGGUGGUGUUCGCUCACCGAGACAUGUCGCUGUUAGAGGAAUACUUCCCAAGGGCCAAAGAGUACAUUCCAGAGAGAUGGAUAACCAGUAAAGAUGAUCCCCUUCACUAUGGAAACACACAUCCAUUCACGCAUCAACCGUUUGGAUUCGGCGCCCGAAGCUGUAUAGGUCGUCGCAUAGCGGAAUUGGAGAUGGACAUCUUCGUAGCUCGCUUGAUCGAAAACUUCCAAGUAGAAUGGUUCGGUCCACCACCGAAGAUACAACAAGAAUCUCUCAAUUACAUCAAGGGACCUUUCAACUUCAUAUUUAACGAUGUUAAGAAAUAAAAUAAUUAUAAUUUUAAUGUUAAUGAAAUGUAUAUACCUACUGUUAUAAUAAUGUAUGAAAUUAUAGAUAAGUAAUGAAUAUGUUGUGGCGUUCUCAAUAUGUAAUUUACAUUUAUAUAUAGUUAUUGUGUGACUGCCUCGUUGGCCAAAUGGUC